AUGCCAUCGUCUACUUCCCCGCUCAAUGAGCCCAUCGCCGUCGUGGGCAGUGGCUGCCGCUUCCCCGGCGGGGCCAGCAGUCCGUCCAAGCUAUGGGAUCUCCUGAAAGAUCCCAGGGACUUGUCAAGAAAGGUGCCAAAAGAACGUUUCAACGUUGACGCUUUCUACCACCCCGAUGGAUCUCAUCACGGGCGCACCAACGCCCGGUACGCCUACUUCCUGGAGGAUGACCCGUACGCUUUCGACCCGGCCUUCUUCAACAUACCGCCGAGCGAGGCAGGGACGGUCGACCCCCAACAGCGUCUUCUGUUGGAAACGGUGUACGAGGGUCUCUGCGCCGCCGGCCUCAAGAUGGAGGACCUUCGAGGAUCGCCCACGGCCGUCUACGUAGGCAUGAUGCAGCGGGAUUUCCUCGACCAUCAGAACUACGAUUUGGAUGCCCUCAACACAUAUGCUGCUACGGGCACAGCCGCGUCCAUCCUAUCCAACAGAGUAUCCUACGUCUUUGACUGGCACGGACCUAGUAUGACGUUCGAUACGGCAUGCAGCUCCUCCCUCGUUGCUGUCCACCACGCGGUCGAACAGCUGCGGACGGGGUUGAGCAAGGUGGCCGUGGCCGCGGGCUCCAAUCUGAUUCUGGGCCCUGUUCCUUUCAUCUCGGCCAAUGGCUAUGCGAGAGGCGAAGGUGUCGCCACUGUUGUGCUCAAGACCCUCAGCCAGGCCAUAGCGGACGGUGACCGGAUCGAGUGUGUCAUCCGCGAAAGUGGAAUCAAUCAAGACGGCAAGACGGCCGGUAUCACGAUGCCAAACUCUUUGGCCCAGGAGGCCCUCAUCCGAGAGGUCUACGAACGCGCAGGGUUGGACUUGACCAAGCCGGAAGACCGUUGCCAGUACUUUGAGGCGCAUGGGACGGGUUAUCUCUCGCUGAUAAGACAGUACAGUACAGGCACGCCUGCUGGCGAUCCCCAAGAAGCGCGUGCCAUUUCAUCGGCAUUCUUUGGGGACAGGCAUCGUGACGCCGACGAGGAGGACCCUCUGUAUGUCGGCAGCAUCAAGACCAUCAUCGGUCACACGGAGGGCACCGCUGGGAUUGCGGGCUUGAUCAAAGCCUCCAUGUGCAUCCAAAACAGUUCUCUACCGCCCAACAUGCUUUUCAACGAGCUCAGUCCAAGGGUGGCUCCGUACUACACGGAUCUCAAGGUGGUCACCGAGCAGCAGCCAUGGCCACCAUUGAAGUUCGGUCAACCGAAACGCGUGAGUGUCAAUUCCUUCGGGUUCGGCGGUACCAAUGCGCACAUCAUCGUCGAGUCCUACGAGCCCAAGCCCGAAUCGAAGGAGUCGCCGUCUACGGAUACUACUACUACACCAACGCCCCUACUCGCGCCCAUUGUCCUCUCGGCGCAUUCUUCUUCCUCCCUCAGGUCGGCCAUGGUAGAUCUGAAGCAGUUCGUGCAAGCUCGCCCCGACCUACGACUGCGAGAUCUCGCAUGGACGAUGCUCAAAAAGCGAUCCAAUCUCCAAGUCCGUCAUGCCAUCUCGAGCCAGUCGGUUCAAGAGCUCUGCGAUGCGCUUGAGCGCGACGCUCCUUUGGUCGAAGGCAAGAGCUCGAUUGCGACGACUUCCGAGGUCAGGAAGAAGCCCGAGAUACUGGGAAUCUUCACCGGACAGGGUGCCCAGUGGCCGGCCAUGGGCAAGGCUCUGUGUCAGAUCGCCCAUGUCCGUGCUAUCGUCUCCGAACUCGAUCAUUCGCUCCAGAGCCUACCAGCUGAGUAUCGGCCGGAGUGGAAGCUUCUAGACCAGCUACUGCUCGAAGGCGAGGAAUCGAAAGUGAACCAAGCCGCCUACUCCCAGCCCCUCUGUUGCGCCAUCCAGAUCAUCCUGACCAAACUGCUACAAGCAUCAGGGGCGACAUUCAAAGUCAUUCUAGGCCAUAGCUCGGGCGAGAUUGCGUGCGCCUUCGCUGCGGGCUUCAUAUCUGCAUCCCAAGCCAUUCGCAUCGCGUAUCUCCGUGGUCUCACUUCCCAAUACGCGAGGGGCCCGAACGGUGUGGAGGGCGCGAUGAUGGCUGCGGGCACCUCUUUCGACAACGCGACAGAGUUGUGCGCACUAGAGGCAUUCGCAGGUAGAGUAGUCGUCGCGGCCAGCAACGCGCCUGAAAGCGUCACCCUGUCUGGAGACCGAGACGCGAUCCUGGAGAUGCAAGAAGUCUUGAAUGAGGAAUCGAGGUUCAAUCGCAUCCUCAAAGUCGACAAGGCUUACCAUUCCCAUCACAUGCGUCCUUGCUCGGACCCAUACAUCACCGCUCUCAAGGCGUGUGGGUGCGAUGUCCCUGAGAUGGAAGCCACCCCAUCCGUCACGUGGAUCUCUUCGGUGUUCGAGGGCCAUGUUAUGACGCCCGAAGACCUCAAGGCAGAGUACUGGGGCGAGAACUUGCUCUCCCCCGUAUUGUUCUCCUACGCCGUAGAGCAGGCACUGGUGAAACACUCGCCCUUCGAUGUUUGCAUCGAAGUCGGGCCACACCCGACCUUGAAGGGCCCGAGUCUUCAGACGAUAGAGAACUGUGCGGCGACUACCCUACCGUACACCGGAUGCAUGGACAGGAACAAGACCGACACGGAGGCCUUUUCGGCAUGUCUGGGCUACCUCUGGUCGCAGUUCGGCUCGCCUGCCAUUGACAUCGACCGUCUCUUGGGCGAGCUGUCACCAGAUGAAGGCAUUACAGAACUAUCCAAGGAACUGCCAUGCUAUUCGUGGGAUCACUCGAGGUCGUACAGGAAGGAGUCUCGUCUGCUCCGUCAAUGGCUAGGCGGCGACCGACCUCAUCUUCUGCUUGGCAAGCAACUGUCCCAAAGCAGCCCGAGUUCCCUUCAAUGGCAGAAUUUCCUUCGGCAGCGGGACAUCGAAUGGCUGAGCGGUCAUUCUCUGCAGGGUCAGACGGUGUUUUCUGGCGCGGGUUACGUCGUCAUGGCCAUGGAGGCUGCCAUCAGUGUGGCUAGUAGCAGCGAUAAGGAGAUCCAGUUGUUGGAGGUGCUGGAUCUCGAGAUCAACAAAGCCGUGACGUUUCAUGACGAUGAUAGCAUGGUAGAACUCAGCCUCUCACUGAGCUGCGAUUCUUCGCAGACCACAGAUACCUACGCCACCUACCAAUUCGUCAUCAAUUCUUGCCUGGCCAGAGAGACAAGAUUGUCGAGCUCGGCUUCCGGUACCGUGGCCGUCACCUACGGACCAGGAUCGUCGGACACGCUUCCGGCUCGUCAAGAAGACCCCCCUCACCUGAACAAUGUCAGCAUCGACCGAUUCUACAACAUGCUCUCGGAACUCGGAUACGGCUACACAAAGGAGUUCCGUGGCGUUAGCAUCCUGAAGCGUGGCGACAGCAAGGCCCGAGGGACUCUUGACUUCCAUCGUCUGGAGGACAACGACCGCAAACUCGUAAUGCAUCCUGCUACGCUCGAUGUUGUCUUUCAGAGCUUCAUCGGAGCAUACACGGCACCAGGCGAUAGACGCUUGCGAUCCCUUCUCGUACCCACCGGCAUCGCUCGCAUAGCGCUCAACCCGUGGGUGGCUGAUCGAAUCAGCACCUCGUCCAAUCAGCAGGUUGACUUUAUUUCCACCAGCGCAGCGAGUGUCGGCAACGCGGUCGAGGGCGACAUCGAGGUGUUCGACCCCGAAUCCGGGGCUACCAUGAUUCACAUCGAGGGCCUCAGCUUCAAGCCCUUUUCGGCGCCGUCGGCCGCCGACGACCACGAGAUGUUCUCAAAAUGGGAAUGGGCACCGAUCAACGCCGACCCUCUGCUCGACGACAGCAAGUACCACGCCACCGAACAAGAUAAGACCGACGUCGAGAUCAUCGAGCGUAUCACGUACUGGUACAUCAAGUCGUUCAUCACGAGCUUGGAACCGGAGGAUCGCGAGAGGGCCCCCUUCCAUUUUGUAAAGCACAUUCAGUGGUGUGAGCAUCAACUAGCCGAGGCCAAGGCGGGUCGCAACGUCUGGUACCAGCCGAGUUGGGAGAAGGACACCAAACCAUUUAUCGAGCAACUCAUCCAAGAAAACCGGUCUCAUCCCUUUGUCCGCCUCAUCCAAAGAGUGGGAGAGGGUGCUCUGGAAACUCUACGAGGGAACCGGAACGCCUUCGACCUCAUGGACCACGAUGGCUUGCUCACCGAGUUCUACGGAGGCACGAUGCUGCUCGAGCAGAUCAAUCACCGCCAUCAGAACCUAGACGUUCUCGAAGUUGGCGCUGGUACCGGAGGUGCCACCCGUGUGUUCCUGAACGACGACCAUCUCUCGUUCAACAGCUACACCUUCACCGACAUCUCGAGCGCUUUCUUCGAGCAGGCCGGCAAGGAAUUCGAACGGCACGGCGAGAAGCUGAUCUUCCAGCCCCUCGACAUUCGCCGCGACCCAAGCGAGCAAGACUUCAAGCCGAACUCGUACGAUCUGAUCAUCGCGUCCAACGUCCUCCAUGCCACCCCGCGGCUCGAGGAGACCCUGUCCAAUGUUCGAUCUCUGCUGAAGCCCAACGGGCGGUUGGUCGUCAUGGAGGUGGCUCAUCACGAGCAUACCCGUAUUGGUUUCAUUUUCGGCCUGUUCCCCGAUUGGUGGGCCGGUCACGACGAAGGCCGUGUUCUCGAGCCAUUCAUCUCCUACGAUAAGUGGGACGUUGUCCUCAAGAAAGCUGGCUUUUCGGGCAUCGACAGCCGCACUCUGGAUCCGGACAGCCGGAUCUUCCCCAACGGCGUGUUUAUGACUCACGCUGUCGACGAUUUGGUGCGACGGCUUGACUCGCCACUCUCGGCCCCUGCAAAGGGGGAAUAUCCCCCUCUGGUCUUCGUCGGAGGUUCGACUCCCAAGACGUCUGCGAUUCUGGAUCGGAUCCCGGAUGUCCUCGCGCCUCUGGGACGCGAGUUCAGCACAUGCCCCAGCAUUCGGGACAUCAUCGACUUUGACUACCAACCGGGCUCCUCGUUCGUCGUUCUGUCCGAACUGGACGAACACACGUUUGCCGGGCUCGAUGAAGAGCAGCUGGAUGCAUUGCAAACCAUCUUCAACGCCGCACUCCACGUCUUGUGGGUGACGGAGGACGCCUGGUGCACGAACCCGCAGCAAGCCAUGACGAUUGGUCUUCUCCGUACCCUCCGCAUGGAAUAUCCGGAUAUCCACAUUCAGGUGCUGGAUGUCGACAAGGCGGAGCACGUGGAGCCCAGGUUCCUGAUCGAGACCGUGUUACGCCUGGAAGAUGCCAAAGACUGGCAGGAGAGGGGCCUGCUCUGGACACAAGAGCCCGAGCUGUAUCUGUCAGGUGGCAAGGUCAUCGUCCCUCGUCUCAAGCCAGAUGUUGAGAAGAACAAUCGCCUGAACUCCAACCGCCGUCCCAUUCUAGCCGACCUGGACCCUAGCAAAGAUACGCUGAGCUUCGAAAACGACGGCCGGGAAACCUUUUUCAAGAACCACGAAGAGCGUUUCGUGCCCUUGAACGCUACAGAGGGAGAAUCCUCCAUCAAGGUUCAGGCGCAAUACUCUUUGGCCAAAGCCUUGAGGAUCGGUCAAUCAGGAUUUCAUCAUCUCAUCCAGGGCAAAGAUGUGGCGACCGGUGAAGUUGUGGUGACGCUGUCUCAGAGCAACAUGUCUUCGCUGCGAGUUCCCUCAAGCCGGGUGGUCAAAAUCGAAGGAGAGAAGAAUGCAUCGCCGGUGCUUCCAAGCAUUGUUGCGGAGCUAGUCGCCAGCAGCAUGUUAUCAGAUGUCGCUCCUGGUUCAUCCAUCCUCGUUUUUGAACCUCCUACGCUCUGCAUCCACGCCCUCUCCAAGCGAGCAGAAGCAGCUGGAAUCGCCAUCAGCUUUGCAUCCACGCGGGCAAAACCAUCGAGUGGCAUCCGAUGGAUCCUGUUGCACGAGAAGGAGACCUUGCGCAGCCUGCGACAGAAGCUUCCACAAGACAUCAACUUGCUCUAUGAUCUGUCAAGCGAUCAAAGCCCAGCAAGCCUAAGCCAGCGACUUGCCCGACGCAUCCCCGCCGGCUGCGUGAUUCGCCACAGGGACUAUCUCUUCCAAGAUAUCACGACACAGAAUAAGUCUGCGGUAGGUGCCGAAAAGGCAUACCAAGCGCUGGUCGAAGCGGUCGCUAGGGCCAAAGAGAUGCCACCGAGUGAUGAUGGGGUGUCCAUUAUCAAGGGCAGCGAUAUUGUGUUGCUUGGAAACGCCGCCCUACACAUCGACACCUUGAUCGAUUGGGAAUCGGAGCAGAUCAUCCCCAGCCGCAUUCGAUCUAUGGAAACGGAUCCCAUCUUCGUAUCGGACAAGACGUACCUGCUGGUUGGUCUCGCCGGUGAUCUGGGCCGCUCCAUUGCCCGUUUCAUGGUGGAGCGCGGUGCCCGCCAUGUUGUCUUGUCGAGUCGCUCGCCCAAGAUCGACCAACGCUGGAUUGAUGACAUCACGGCGCUGGGGGGGAACGUGAUGGUGCUUCCAAUGGACGCCUCCAAAGAGGCUUCGGUAGACCAAGGUCUCGCCAAGAUCCGCGAAUCCAUGCCGCCGAUCGCUGGAGUCGCUUUCGGGCCUCUUGUGCUGCAAGACGUCAUGUUCAAGAACAUGGACCUGUCGAUGCUGGAGAUGGUGUUGGCACCCAAAGUGGAGGGCGCUCGUCUCCUCAGUGAGCGCUUGUCUGAUCCUGCCCAGCCGCUUGACUUCUUCGUCAUGUUUUCCUCCUUCGUGAUGGUAUCGGGAAAUCCUGGUCAAGCGGCCUACAGCGCUGCGAAUGCGUACACGCACGCCCUGGCUCAGAAUCGACGCGCCCGUGGCAUGGCGGGAUCGACCAUUGACAUUGGCGCCGUCUUCGGUGUUGGUUUCAUCGCCAGAGCGGGUCGGGAGCACGAGUAUGAUGUGGUCAAGUUCAUCUUCGAUGAGGUGAAUGAGUGGGAGCUCCACGCCCUCUUUGCCGAGGCUGUUGUCGCCGGUCGCAACAAGCAGCUCGCCGAUGUCGAAGUGAUCACCGGCAUGCCGUACAUGGAUCCUGCCAACCACGACCGGAUCCCGUACUUUGACGACCCCCGAUUCGCAUACUUCAAGCUGUCUGACCGCAGCGCAAAGGGCAACAACGCCGCUGACGCGGUCGGGUCUGUCAAGGAUCAGCUCCUCAAAGCAGAUAGCAUGGGUCAAGUCCGCUCCAUCAUCACGGAUGGCCUCUGUGUCAGGAUCCGGGGUGCCUUGCAGCUUACGGCUGCUGACGAGCUCAGCCUCACGACUCCGCUGAUUGAUCAGGGCAUCGACUCGCUGAGUGCCGUCACGGUCGCUUCUUGGUUCUCCAAGAAUCUGAGCAUCGACAUCCCGCUGCUGGAAAUCCUCGGCGGUGCUUCCGUCAACGAUCUCAUCGACUCCGCGGUCGGCCGACUGCCGCCAGAGGCCAUUCCAUUGUGCUCUGACGGGUCUCUUGACCAGGAAAACGCAGUGCAAGUUCCUCAGGUCGUCGAAUCCUCGGCCGUGUCUGACGGCUCGUCUUCGUCGUCCGCUGAGCACAACCACGACUUGACCCCGCCCUCGGCUUUCGAAUCCGGCGGCGAAGAGGUAACAGAACGUGAGGCACCUCUGUCUCUGACCCAAGAGUACGCCUGGAAACAGCUUCAACUCCCCUUGGCACCCGAGACUUUCAAUAGUACCAUCGGUAUGUACAUGCAAGGUCCUCUCAACCUUGAUCGCCUCAGUUGGGCAGUGAAACAAGUAUUGCAACGCCACGACGCAUUCCGCACGGCGUUUGUCAACGACCCGGCCGAUACGGGUGGUCCUAUCCAAUUCAUCAUGGAGUCCCCUCGAGUGGCGUUUGAGACGAUCCAGGUUGCCGACAAGGCUGCCGCAGAUCAGGGCUUCACGGAUCUCGAGGGUUAUCAUUACGACUUGGACAAAGGAGACACGCUCAAGCUCGUCCAUUACCAAUGGUCACCCAUGGAUCACCUUCUGAUCAUUGCCUACCAUCGCCUUGUCGGAGAUGGCUGGACCACCGAACACCUCUUCGUUGAGAUCGGUCAAUUGUACAGCGGCGUCAAGCUCGGGCCUGCUCCGAGCUAUGCCGAUUUCGCUAUACGCCAGCGCAAACAGCUGGAGUCUGGCGCGCUCGCCAAAGAUCUCAGCUACUGGGCCGACCUCUUCAAGCAACCUCCAGCGAGACUCCCGACACUCAAUGUGCCGGAAGCCAAGGCAGACUCGACUCCAACCGCUUGGUCAGAGCACGAAGUAUCAGCUCGUCUCAAUCGCAUGGUCGGCGUGCGUAUCAAGGACCGCAGCCGCAAGCACAAAGCGACGCCAAUGCACUACUACUUGGCCUCAUUCCAGAUCUUACUGGCGCGUCUGACCGGUAGCGCCGACAUCGUGAUCGGCGUCGCCGACAGCAACAGGUCCACGCUCGCAGACCAGGCGACCAUGGGCUACUUCGCCAACCUGCUACCAGUCCGCCUGCCGUACGACCCGGACAAGAUCUUCCACGAGGCGCUCUCCGAGGCCAAAGAGCAGAUGCGGGGCGCGCUUCUCCACGGUGCCGUGCCGUACGGUGCCCUCCUCGACCACCUGGGCUUGCCCCCGCCGUCUUCCCAAGACGCGCACUCGCACGCGCCGCUGUUCCAGGCCGUGUUCGACUACAAGCAAGGCCAGGCGGAAAGCGGAAACAUCGGGGAUGCCAAGAUCGUCGACUCGCGCACCCCGCGCGCCGGAUCACCCUACGACAUCACGCUGGAGAUGAGCGACGACCCCACCAAGGCGCCCUUGAUCACGGUGAAGCUGCAGAAGGAGAAAUACGGGCUUCGGGACGCCGAGGUGGUCAUGGACGCGUACCUCUCGAUCCUCAGCAUCUUCUCGAGGAAUCCCGCGCUCCGGGUGGCGGAUGGAAGACUGAAUCAAGGUGCCAAGGCAGGGGAUACGAAGCUUGGGGAGUAG
This is a messenger RNA of Neurospora tetraspora, 8919 nucleotides long. RefSeq names its product putative polyketide synthase. Gene Ontology annotation, biological process: fatty acid biosynthetic process; secondary metabolite biosynthetic process. The transcript has 7 exons. The record is from RefSeq and is a predicted model, not a curated record. Lineage: Eukaryota; Fungi; Ascomycota; Sordariomycetes; Sordariales; Sordariaceae. Gene Ontology annotation, molecular function: phosphopantetheine binding; fatty acid synthase activity; 3-oxoacyl-[acyl-carrier-protein] synthase activity. The coding region runs from base 1 to 8919 and encodes 2972 amino acids.